This is a messenger RNA of Xiphophorus maculatus (southern platyfish), 1082 nucleotides long. RefSeq names its product microfibril associated protein 2 (gene mfap2). Gene Ontology annotation, biological process: embryonic eye morphogenesis. Gene Ontology annotation, cellular component: microfibril. The record is from RefSeq and is a predicted model, not a curated record. The coding region runs from base 107 to 592 and encodes 161 amino acids. Lineage: Eukaryota; Metazoa; Chordata; Actinopteri; Cyprinodontiformes; Poeciliidae. The transcript has 9 exons.
GGUCUUCUGUUUCUUUUCUUGGAAUGCAGCUUUGACAGUGUCUGCCGCACCAGCGAGGAAAAAGAAAGAAAAACUCGCUUUAAAGUCAGUCUACCUCCCAGUGACCAUGAGAGUCCUCCUACUCAUCUGCAUGCCAGUUGUGCUUGCUCAGGCCCAGUACCAGGAACAGGUUCCUUUCCCUGACUCGUAUGACUAUUAUUCAGAAACCCAGAACCCAGAGCCUUUCCCCGGAUCCUACCAGCAGCAGGUCCAGAUUGAGCCUGCGGUCUUUCCGGAGAAGUCAGAUCCGACCUUUGAAACCGAGCCCACAGAGCCUGGACCGCUCGACUGCAGAGAGGAACAGUAUCCCUGCACCAGACUCUACUCAGUGCACAAACCGUGCAAGCAGUGUCUGAACAGCCUCUGCUUCUACAGUUUGAGACGAGUUUACGUCAUCAACAAGGAGAUCUGCAUGAGGACCGUGUGCGCACAUGAGGAACUGCUCAGAGCGGAUCUGUGCCGUGAUCAGUUCUCUCGCUGCGGUGUGAUGGCGCUGAGCGGUCAGUGCGCGUCGCUCGGAGGAAGCUGUGGGCAAAGCUGCGGCGGCUGCUGAUCCGGAUCGGGAACGCUGCCAGCCGGGAUACCGACUCCUCUCCCCUCCUGACUCCUCCGUAUGGCUCCAUACUCUUGUGCGAAAAGCACUUUGAAUAUUUUUGUUGUUUUUAAUGUCUGCCCAGUAGAUCCUGUGUGUACUAUGAGGGAUCAACAAUAACACUGACGGAUAUGUGAGUCACUGGUGCUAUAAAACCUUUAGAGGUGCAUGAAAAUGAGUUUUCAUGGCUUCAUAAAACCAUGAAAACUCAUUUUAUUUCUGUUUUUUAUCCUUUUUUUUUUAACAUUGUGCCAUAAUAAUCUCAUAUUUUGUGUUUGUACUGUACUUUUGUUGAAAAGCAGUCAUUAAUAGAGAUGAUCAGGAGAGACAAUAAGAUGCUGCAGAACAUCAGCAUGAUUGGUCUAAAGGGCCGUCCAACCACCGCCUCUGUACUACUGCUUUGUAAAAAUGUCACCAUAAAAACUGAAAAAAAUAAAAUGUUUAAACUCCA